AUCCGAAUUGUAAGCUCUCCUCUCUCUAACACGGUCGGAUCCAAUGGAGCCACCACUGGUGGAGUUUCUUCCCUAACCUCUCCAGCAUCGGACGCUCUUCUCCAUCGAUUCACCUACAGCUUGAAUGAUGAACGACAAUUUGUCAGUAUACCCGCACAACAAAUUCUCGAUUAA
This is a messenger RNA of Protopolystoma xenopodis, 174 nucleotides long. The record is from the annotation of a GenBank genome assembly. Lineage: Eukaryota; Metazoa; Platyhelminthes; Monogenea; Polystomatidea; Polystomatidae.